AUGUCUCGAUCUGAACGAUUAAAUUCGGUGUCGGCGCCAUUGUCGCCUGACCUCAUCGCGUUUCUUCGCGAAUCCAUGGAAAAGGACCUUCUGUACGAUCCACCCUACGUGUUCGUGAUCUUUGGUGCCUCUGGUGAUCUUGCGAAGAAGAAGAUUUAUCCGACGCUUUGGUGGCUGUUUCGCGAUUCUCUCCUGCCGUUGAACAUAACAAUCGUCGGCUACGCCCGAUCGGACCUGUCCAUUGAAAAGUUGAGAGAAUCGUUCGAGAAGGCUUGUAAGGUUCGCGACAAUGAAAAGAAGCAGUUCGAGGAAUUCAUAAGCAAGUGUGCCUAUAUUAAGGGGAAGUACGACAAACCUGAAGGAUACGAGAAGUUGGCCAUUUUCAUAGAUGAAAUUCAGAAGAAGAGCAAGGACCAGCCUGUGAAUCGACUCUACUACCUCGCUUUGCCACCAAGCGUUUUUGAGGUCGUGACAGAAUGUUGUUUCAGGGACUCCUGGACUAGAGUGAUCAUAGAGAAGCCAUUUGGACAUGAUUUGGAGUCAUCAGCUAAGCUCUCUAGUCAUUUGUCGAAGUUGUUCAAAGAGGACCAGCUUUAUCGGAUAGAUCACUACCUGGGCAAGGAGAUGGUGCAGAAUUUGAUGCGUUCGGAAACUCGCUUCUCAGGUCCGUCAUGGAAUCGAGACAACAUCGCAAGUGUAACAGUUUCGUUCAAGGAGAAUUUUGGUACAGGCGGUCGAGCAGGAUAUUUCGAUAAGGCUGGUAUUAUAAGAGACGUCAUGCAGAAUCAUUUGAUGCAAAUGUUGACGUUGGUAGCCAUGGAAAAGCCGGCCAGUUUGAAUGCUGAAGACAUUCGAGAUGAAGAAAACGUGAAAGUGUUGAAAGCGAUCAAGCCAGUGCAGCUAAAGGAUAUGGUUCUGGGACAGUAUGUGGCAAAUUCUGAGUAUGCACCUGUUAGUCAUCCUGGUGCUGAUGCUGGAUACAAGGACGAUGAUGAUGUUCCCAAGGACUCGAUAACACCCACCUAUGCUCUAGCAGUCCUGCAUGUACAUAAUGAACGAUGGGAAGGAGUACCGUUCUUCUUACGCUGUGGAAAAGCUUUGAAUGAGAGUAAAGCUGAAGUUCGUGUUCAAUUCAAGGAGGUUAAUGGAGAUAUCUAUCCACCGGGUGAAUUAAAAAGAAGUGAAUUUGUAAUGCGUGUGCAACCAAAUGAAGCAGUCUACCUCAAAAUUAUGACCAAGAAACCGGGCAUGGGUUUUGGAGUUGAAGAAUCCGAGCUUGAUCUCACUUACAAUGCUCGUUACAAGUGUUCAUGGGAUCUCAAAUUAAUUUCGUUCCGUACCGAUGAGCUUGAGAACGCAUGGCGUAUACUAACCCCUGUCCUGAAGGAGAUCGAAGAGAACCGAGUAAAACCAAUUGAGUACAAAUUUGGAAGCCGUGGACCGGAUGAAGCCGAUGAAUGA
Molecule: messenger RNA, 1461 nt
Organism: Ostertagia ostertagi
Lineage: Eukaryota; Metazoa; Nematoda; Chromadorea; Rhabditida; Trichostrongylidae
Source: the annotation of a GenBank genome assembly